AUGGCACUGAGACCCAUUGAUAAUGCACUUCCAAUAACACCAGACAGACUCAAAAAACAUGUAAAAGUAGUUUCUGUUCCGAUUCAAAAACAAUCGGAGUUUGGUGGUGUAAAUGAUGAAAAUAAGGCUUCUUUGCCUCCAUAUACAGAUUCCACUAUUGAUUAUGUCUCUUCUGUGGAUCUGAAACCCAUUUCAGAUCCUGAAUCCAAGAUCCAAGGUUUAAUUGAAGGGUUGGAUUCAAAGGAUUGGACAAAAGUUUGUGAGUCACUGAAUAACGCUAGGCGAUUUGCACUGUAUCAUUCCGCCCUCUUGUUACCAGUCUUGGAAAAGGUAAUGUUAGUGGUGGUAAAGGCCAUGAAGAACCCAAGGAGUGCUUUGUGCAAGACCUCUAUUAUGGCUUCAUCUGACAUUUUCAAUGCCUUUGGUGACCAAUUAAGUGACUCUACUGGUGAUGCAUUUGAUCAUUUGCUAUUGCAGCUACUGCUGAAAGCUUCUCAAGACAAAAAGUUUGUGUGUGAAGAAGCAGAUAAGACUUUGAAUGCAAUGGUGAAGUCCAUGACUCCUCUGCCUUUGCUUAAUAAGCUUAAGUCAUAUGUUAGCCAUGUCAACCCUAGAGUCAGGGCCAAAGCUGCUAUAUCUAUCUCCAACUCUGUGUCUAAGAUGUGGUGGGGUUCUGUGUGGUAUGGAUUUCAGGGGCUGGAACGAAUGAAUGAGUUUGGUUUGGUUGCACUUGUUCAAAUGGCUGCGGAUUUGUUGAACGAUAGGCUGCCAGAGGCAAGAGAAGCGGCAAGGAGUACUGUGAUUUCUAUACAUGAAGCAUAUACAGGAAAUGAAGAGCAGAAGCAGGAGGAAUGGCAAGACUUUUGUCAAUCCAGUUUGCCACCUAUUCAUGCUCAGUCUAUGCUUAAAAUUACUGCUACUUCUCAGUAG
Dovyalis caffra is the source of this 930-nucleotide messenger RNA. NCBI's taxonomy places the organism in Eukaryota, Viridiplantae, Streptophyta, Magnoliopsida, Malpighiales, Salicaceae. The record is from the annotation of a GenBank genome assembly.